Molecule: messenger RNA, 624 nt
Organism: Solanum lycopersicum (tomato)
Lineage: Eukaryota; Viridiplantae; Streptophyta; Magnoliopsida; Solanales; Solanaceae
Source: RefSeq, a predicted model, not a curated record
AUGGAGACUAAUGAAGCUUUCAUCGAUACUCAUAUCAAUGCUACUGUCAUUGAUUCUAAUCGAUCUAAGGAUCAGCUUGGUAUUGAUUACCACCAUACUCUGUAUCUUCAUGUUUUCGAUGCUCCUAGCUCAAUGUCAAUUGGUAUACCACUUGUUGGGAUGGAGAACUACUCAAUCUGGCGUGAAGCUAUGCAACUCUCAUUGUUGACUCGUAACAAACUUGGUUUUGUAGAUGGAUCUAUUAACAGAGGUACUUAUGGACCUGCGUAUGAAUUGCUGUGGGAUCAUUGUAAUGCGAUUGUUAAGUCAUGGAUUAUGCACAAUGUGAGUCGAGAUCUGAUUAAUGGAGUGCUUUUUCGAUCUAGUGCUCAUAUGAUAUGGGAGGAUUUACGUGAACGAUUUAAUAGAGUUACAGCAUCACGAAUGUUCUCGUUGCACAAGUCAAUUUUCUCUUCAGUACAGGGUACUUCAUCAGUUUCUACAUACUAUUCCAAAUUGAAGGAUCUUUGGGAUGAGUAUGAUUCGUUGAUGCCUCCACCCUGUUGCGACUGCACUAAGUCUAAAGAGGUAUGCAACACAUCUUCAGUAUCAAAGGUUGUUGCAGUUCCUUAUGGGACUCAAUGA